AUGAGCAAGAGUAUUCAAGAGCUGAGGGAGGAGCUGGAAAGGAAAUCCAAAGAGACCUUGAAACUCCAGGAGGACGCAAGCAAGGUCUCGGUGGACUCCAUCUUUCGUCAAGAAGGCACUUCUUCUCCGUGCUCUGGGAUGCAUUCAAGUCCUUCUACUCCGUUUACGGGCAGCCCGAAGCAAGGGACUUCAGGGAGAUGCAGCACGGUGACAGAGACCACCUCCUGCUCCAGUGCCCCCAGCAGCCCCUCCAAGCACUUGUACUCCAAAUAUGAAGAAGACCUUGGGAGCUCCAGGAGGGGCAGCGGCAGCUCUGGGAAACAGCACACGGAGAACAUCUUGGAAGAAUAUUCGCAGCAAGUCCAAGAUCUGCAGAAGAAGCUAAAUGAAGCUACAGAGGUGCACGAGAAGCAGAAGUUCACUUUACGGCAGACGGUCAUUGAGUUGCAGACAAGCCUUCGGGAGGUACAGAGGGAGAAGGACUCCAUUUGUGACCUCAGACGAAGAGAAUCCCAAACCUCUCAGGAUAUGUGCGCUGAGCUGCGGGUGAGGAUCAAUGAGCUGGAAACAGCCAAUCACCUUCAGGAGGAGAUGCUGAAGGAGGCCAAUAACCAAACGGAGCACCUGAAGACCAUGGUGCAGGCCCACGAGGAAGUGCUCCAGCAGCUGCGGGACAUCCUGGUCGAUUACGAGCAGCACUCCGGCAAGAAGGUCUGCGGAGGCGAGAGCGCCUCCAGCCUGCACAUCCGGAACCUGCCUACAGUUUUUCUUAAGAUCCUUCGAGACCUCGAGGCAGAAGUGAUGCACAUCAAAGAGAUGAUCGCCCCGCUGGAAGAACAGCUGGAACAGAUGAAGAAAGAGUCAGUGUCCAAAACUCAGCUUCUGCUUCAGCAGCAUCAAGAGAGCGUUGAAAGAUUGAUGAGCGAACAGGAAAUGGAACUGGAGGCACUGAACGAAAAAGCUGAGGCUUCCCACAGUCACGCAUCCAACAUCCAAAGCCAGCUGGAAAUCAUUCAAGAACAGGCAAAAAACCAGAGUUCUGUGUACAUGCGGCAGAUCGGUCAGCUCGAAGACACAGUUUCUCAGCUACAUUCGGAGCUUCGAGAAACAAGGAGGAUGUCUGAAGACAAGAUCGAGGAUCUGGAGAAGCAGCUGCAUUUGGCUCGUUCCGAGAUGUCCGAAACUCAGAGCGAAAGAAAUCAGGUCAGCCAAGAAAGCGGAAAUCUGGACGAUCAUUUUCAGCAGCUAUCGGCCAAGCUGCACCGGACAGACACGGAGCUGAAGCUGGAGAAGGAGCAGAACAAGAGGCUCUGGGACCGCGACACGGGCAGCAGCAUCACCAUCGACCACCUGCGGAGAGAGCUGGACAACAAGAACAUGGAGCUGCAGCGCAUGGAGUCCCUCGUCAGCUCCGUGAAGAUGGAGUGCCAGGAGCAGAUGGAACGGCAGAUGUCUGCGAUCAAAGAGAAGAACGAAAGCCUCGAGAAGGCGGCCAGCGUGACCACCCAGCAAGAGUCCACCCAGGAAACGCUCCGUAAAGUUUCCGAGGAGCUGUCAGAAACGAAGCUAAGCCUGGAGUCCGCGGAGAGGCAAGUGGCAGAGCUGACAGCCUGCCUGCAAGAGAAAGAGAGGACAAUUGACAUGACCAACAGCGAAAUCCAGAGUCUCCGGGCCCGGGUGGACAGCAGGCUGCACGAGCUCCAGCAGCUGAAGAACGAAAGCGAUCGUCUGCGGAGCACACAGGCCGACUGCGAAGCCUUCAGGCUGCGGGUGACAGAGAAGGAGAAGGUGAUUGAGAUCUUGCAGAAGCAAAUCGACAACAUGACCCAAAUUCUGGGCCAGCACAGCCGGACGGCUGGCGCCACGGAGAUGGAAAAAUCGCAGCUUUUGAAAGAACUCGGCGACAAAAAACAGGAGCUCCAAGGACUUAAGUUUUCUCAGGAGAAGAAAGACAUCCGGAUUAAUGAACUAGAGGCCAGCCUGAGUUUGAUGGAACUGGAGAAGGUGAAACUGGUAAACAUCAACACCGAGUUGAUGCUGGAACGGGACGAGCUGGUAGAGAAAGUGAAAUCUAGCCAACUGGAGCUUGCUGCGCUCGAAGAGGAAGUGGAUGCGGUCAAGAGUGAUUACCAACUGAAGAGCGAAGAGCUGGAAACUUCUGUGAGCAAGCUGAGGAUCCAACUCAAGACUGCCCGGAUGGAGCUGGAACAAACCAGGGGCACCUUAAGGACCAUGGAAGGAUCUGAUGGUCACGCCAUGAAGGUUGCAGUGGGAAUGCAGAAGCAAAUCACAGCCAAGCGAGGACAGAUCGACGGUUUACAGAGCAAGAUUAAGUUCUUGGAGGAGGCAAUGACCAACGCGACUAAGGAGAAGCAUUACCUGAAAGAAGAGAGGAACAGGUUGAGUCAGGAGCUGAGCUAUCGGUCCUCUUUGAACAACAAGCUGUUGGGAGAGCUGGAGAUUCUGAGGUGCCAAAAUAAAUGCAUGAAGGAGAAACUGGCUGCCAUGGAGGCAGCCUUUGAUAAGGCCUCUGUGCAGUUUGCAGAAUGCCAGUGCCUCAUGCAGCGUCAGGAGCAAGAACUGAUGCGCUGCAAACUUCAGCACGCUUUGGAUGUGAAGGAGCUGCAGGGGCCUGGCUAUAAACUGGGCUCCUCUCCCAUGAAGCCGCGCCAUUCAGCCCUGCCUCACUCCAGCCACAUGCCUAUUAUCUCAUCCAGGUCCAUCUCAGCAAAGGUGGACCCCUUUUGCAAUUUAAAGCAACUUUUCCAAGAACUGCAAAGCAUAGUUGACUAUAUCCCCACUGCAGUACAUCCCAGGAGAGAGAGCGACAGCGAGAGUGACUUGCUGAUGGGAGCGGCGAGCAGUACUCGACACCUCCCCAGCAAAGAACGUAUAGGCAAAAGACCCCAUGACUCUUACAGGAAGGAGAUCCCAAGCAGAGAUUUACCAACCGAUGUCCCUGCAGGCCAAGAUACUUCCAGCAGGGAACCUUUAUUGUUGCAUGCGGCAGACCUUGAGGAUCCAGAUCCUACGCUCACUUUCCCAUCCAGCGCGUCUCGUACGAUCUUCACAUCCACUCCUCGGUAUGCCGCUUUGAAGAAACUGUCUCCGGAGGAGAAGUUCAAAGAGAGGUCUCCUGUACACACACUGCUAACUGCUCCCCUGGAUGACCUAAAAGCAGCUUCCAGGCCCUCUUUGGAACGUCGCUCAUCUCCAAAGAGCAGCUCCCCGGAAGCUUCAACCUCCUGUAGGUGUGCCUCCUUCACUGCCAGAGCGGCCACGCAGGCCGUGGAAGUCGGUGGAAGCGCAUGCCGGAAAUUACAGAGCAAAAUGGAGAGUCUGCAAAACCUGCUGGAGUCACUACAUUUGGAAAACCAAGCCAUGUCCUCCAUGAUCAGAAGCCAGGAGAAGAAGAUCGAGAAAGCGAAGGAGAAAGAGAAGAAGCUGUCCAAAUGAAAAAAGGC
This is a messenger RNA of Heteronotia binoei (common prickly gecko), 3464 nucleotides long. RefSeq names its product coiled-coil domain-containing protein 158-like. Bases 1 to 3456 code for a protein of 1151 amino acids. NCBI's taxonomy places the organism in Eukaryota, Metazoa, Chordata, Lepidosauria, Squamata, Gekkonidae. The transcript has 26 exons. The record is from RefSeq and is a predicted model, not a curated record.